UCAUACAACCAAAGCAUCAAAGUUAUUGCGUGGCUAUAGGUUAUUCUUUUGGUAAAGCUAUUAUUUACCAUAACAAUGAAACGGAUGUGGAUUGCCGAACACAACUCAAACACGUGCUCGGCAGUCGGAGAUCCUAUUUCGGAUAAACACAGUAAAAUUACACCUCGUCUACAGAGAUGAUUUUUUGGGACAGAAUUUAUUUGUGGUAAUGGUGAUCACCUUCACUGCAAUCGAAGAAUAUUAAAAAAUAUGGCUGAGGUUCAAAGUCCUCUAUUGCCGAAAGAUGCAAAACCUGAAGAGGUCAAAGAAUUAUACGACAAUUGGGCUGAAAAAUAUGACGGGGAUAUUUCUCCAGUUUCAACCUACCCGGCCUUAAACAGUAUCAUUACUACACUGUUGGAAGUAAUUGAUACAAGCAAUAAAGAUGUUAGGAUUAUCGAUCUGGGUGCUGGUACAGGCCAUGCUGCCAUUGAACUAAAGAAAUAUGGCUUUACAAAUAUUGAUGGCUUAGAUCUCUCUCCUGCGAUGUUAAAGAAAGCAAAAGAAAAAAACGCUUAUAAGAAUUACAUUUGUGAAGCUGUAACAGAGAAGCAACUGGAUAUUCCAUCAGGUUCCUAUGAUAUCGUUUUAAGUGUUGGUGCAAUAACCUCUGGUUACAUCAAAGCAAAUGCAUUUGAUGAAAUUUUACGUUUGGUGAAGCCAGGUGGUUAUGUUUUUUUCACCAUUCGCAAGGACACUGUGGAAAUUGAUGAAUAUGAAUUUAAGAAAAAAUUUGAGCAGUUUAUCAGUGAAGGCAAAUGGAAAGAGGUGAAGAAGUAUGAAACUGACUACCUUGUUGGCUUUCAUAAGAACGUCAACAAAGAUCUCACUAAAUGUUAUGUCAUGGUGUUUAAAGUACUAAAGAAUGAAUAAAUAGCUGACUUAUUUGAACAUUAUACUUGAUAUGCAAACCAACAAAAAUUUGAAUUAGGAAUAAUAAUAAUUUGGUAUAAUUUAUAGAAGAUAAAAAUGUUCAUUUACAUUAGUAAUAUGUUUUAUAUAAUAGCCAUAAGAAUUUAUGCAAUUGGUCUCCGUUGCUUGUGGCCAUUUUUUUAGUCUUGUCACAGAUGACGUCAUACCCGUGUAUCUAUAACUAAACUGACUACGGAUAAAAGAAAUCUAUUUGUUAAUUUUACAAUUAAAUGUUUUAUAUUGAUUGUUGUUGAUGCAUUAAACAUGGUAUGUAUGAUGUA
This is a messenger RNA of Xenia sp. Carnegie-2017, 1232 nucleotides long. RefSeq names its product methyltransferase-like protein 27. The transcript is spliced from 3 exons. Lineage: Eukaryota; Metazoa; Cnidaria; Anthozoa; Malacalcyonacea; Xeniidae. The record is from RefSeq and is a predicted model, not a curated record. The coding region runs from base 250 to 912 and encodes 220 amino acids. Gene Ontology annotation, molecular function: S-adenosylmethionine-dependent methyltransferase activity.